AUGGGCACUGGUGACCAAAAAGUUAACGCCGAAGAGCUCGACGUACCUUCAAAUUUGCAACGAGAAUUGGAAAAAUCAGGUACUCGUAGCAACGCAUCUCCACGAAGCCCGACUAAGACCAGUACUAUCAAUUUAGCAGGUAUAUAUGAAGAUGCAGGAGACACUGCGUCAAUAGCUUCUUCGUCCGUAGACUCGCUGAACAUGCUUUUGGAGCGUCAAAGAGUAAGACAAUUGAACCAUCCACAACAUCAACAGCAUAUAAGUAGCUCACUAGCUAAAAUCACAACCGUCUCUUCAUCGUAUUCAAGUGAAUGCCCGAAGAAUAAAGUUAAAGAAACGAAUCGGAUUUCAUUAACAUAUGACCCUGUAUCAAAGAGAAAAGUUUUAAAUACUUAUGAGAUUAUCAAGGAAUUAGGCCAUGGACAACAUGGGAAAGUAAAACUAGCACGAGAUAUACUGAGCAAACAACUAGUAGCAAUUAAAAUCGUGGAUAGACAUGAAAAAAAACAGAGGAAAUUUUUCAGGUUUAUUAAGUCGAGUAAAAUGUCUGAAAACGAUAAAAUAAAACGAGAAAUUGCUAUUAUGAAAAAGUGCCAUCACAAACACGUCGUACAACUGAUAGAAGUCCUAGAUGAUUUGAAAUCAAGGAAAAUAUACUUGGUUCUAGAGUAUUGUUCAAGAGGUGAGGUCAAAUGGUGUCCGCCGAAUUGUUUGGAAUCAGAUGCUAAAGGUCCGUCCUUACUAAGUUUUCAAGAAACGCGAGAGAUACUGAGAGGUGUGGUGCUCGGUUUAGAAUAUUUACAUUAUCAGGGGAUAAUACAUCGCGAUAUUAAACCUGCCAACUUAUUAAUAUCUGGAGAUGGCACUGUUAAGAUCUCGGAUUUUGGAGUUUCAUUAGCUGCUAGCAGCACAAAUAGUUCCGAUAGUAGCGAAUCCUUAGAUGAACUGGAAUUAGCUAAAACAGUAGGUACACCUGCAUUUUUUGCCCCCGAAAUGUGCUUAGGUGAGGAUGCAUUUGCUAAGUAUAACUUAACGAAAGAAAAUCUAUUUCGUGGCUCUUGCAUCUCAUUCAUGAUAGAUAUUUGGGCUGUGGGUGUGACCUUAUAUUGUCUUCUCUUUGGAAUGCUACCAUUUUUUUCUGACUUUGAACUGAAACUAUUUGAAAAAAUUGUCAACGACCCUUUAAAAUUUCCGAGAUACAAAGAAAUAAAGUCCAACAAUGUAUCUAAGAUAUCUUGUGAAGAAGAAUACGAAAUGGCAAAAGAUCUUUUAUUGAAAUUGUUGGAAAAAAAUCCUCAAAAAAGAAUGACUAUACCAGAAAUUAAGAAGCAUCCUUUUGUUUCAUGGGAUUUUGACCAUAUACCGAAAGAUGAUGAAAUGUUGCUUUCUUCCACUCUUGAGCAAAAGUUGCGCUUCCAAUGUAAUCAAACUGAUCAAUUCGAACCCAUUUCCAUCUCAAAACAUGAACUGAAAAAUGCUGUCUCUGGUGUGGGGAAAAAAAUCAAAGAAUCGGUAUUAAAGAGCAUUCCGUUGAAAAAUCCAUCAGAUCCCUCACAUAAUUACCUUCAGCCAACGGAAAGUAUUAGGAGUAGAGGCAGCGCUAACGUUAUUGUAAGCGAAGGAUCAGUAUUAUCAAACAUUAAGGAAUUGAGUGUCAAUGAUGGUUGUUUAAAUGUGGACAGUGACAUUAAUGAUAAUGCCGACAACGAUGAUAAUCAUAAUGACAGUGAGAAUAAUCGACAUUUAACUAAAAAAGAACUGGAAAGAGAAUUAAACAAAUUUGAUGAUAAACGCGAAGCCAGCAAUAUGGUUAAUCUACCUAUCAACUCCUCCUUUGCAUCGUUGGAUAGCUUCUAUAUAGAUAACUUUGCAAUGGCUAAAAUGGGGAUAAGCCUUCCAGAAUCAGGUGAUUCUAUUUCAUCUACGCCAAAUCUUCCAUCUGCGCCAUCAGCUACAAGACUCGGCCGGUCUCCGGUGCUUGGCGGAUUGUACAAUCAACCAAGUCCAAUACGUCCUGUUUUGCCACAACAAAAGACAUCUUUUCAUGCAGCGUGCCGAUAUGAUAAAAGUCACAAAAGCCUUGCAAGAGAUUCCUCUUCUCAUUUAAUGUCUUUCAAUUCCGGUAGACCGUCUUCAAGAAGUAGUCGAAUGAACUCCCGUAACCAGAAUUUGCCAAAAAUUCCAGAUAGCUUUUCCAAAACCACGACCACCCAAUUGACCGAACGAAAAGUUCCCAACGAUUUGGAAAUGUCGACACCUGGAAAAGACAUUAAGAUUGAUCAUUCGAAGAAGUUUCUUUCAAGAAAUACUAGCAAAGUCUCCACAAAAAAAGAUCCUACUAGGAACGAUACUACUACCAACAAUAAGCCCUCCUCCAAAAAUUCUCCUAUAAAAUCGUUAUAUGAAAGGAUGAAACAAUCUCAGGAUAAAUCUCAAACCUUCGAAGUACGUCGGGGUAAUUUUUUCAGUCAUUUUAAUGGAGAUGAUGAAGACAGUAGUAGCCAGUCCUCUGUUCCUAGUUCUGGUUCCGAGUCUGGUUCCGAAUUAUCAUCUACUUCGUCUUCAUGCACAUCUGGAAAUCCAUCUCGGAAUAGUUCUAACAACUAUAACAAUGGCUUCUCGGAAACAGAAUCUUUACCUUUUGAGUUUGGUGUUGAUUCAGAAAAUGGAAGCGCGGUAUUGUUAAGAGAUUUACCUAAUGAAGACCAAAUAAGACCGUAUCUGGAUAUGCAGUCAUAUAGACAUAUCAAACCCAGGGAAUCGGCAAGCUCCAAGGUGCCUUCUGUAUCAUCUUCAUCAUCAUCAGAGGAUGAAGAGGCACUAAUUUUGAAUGUCGGGGGUGCGGGUCACCGGAGGAGAUACAAUUCUACAAGACCUGGUGAACUACCCAAUAGCUCACAAAAAAUAUCAGGCAAUGGCAUGUAUUCCAAUGGAAGCGUUCAUGAUAGUGAGACUACAAUUACCCCGCAUAAAAUACAUGGAAUGAGAUUGAAUCAAACUUCAAGUCGUACUCAACCAAUUAAUAGCUCUGGGCCGUUAGUAUUACCAAAGCACCUGGAUCAAAAAAAGGCCACUACUGAAACUUCUGGCUUGACAGAUAUUGUUGGAUUUCAUGGUAAUAAUAGUCAUGAUAAGAACGAAAAUAACGGUAAGGUUCUUUAUUCAAGAGACUUGUUAAAAGACGCUUUAAGCUCCACAAAUGCAGGCAGAAGAAGAUCUAUACCCUCAAAUAGAAUAAGAGGAAGAAAGGACACAAGUGUUGCUACUACUAAUUAUGUUGCUGAAAAUGAACAUGCUAGGAGUAUCCUCUAUGAUGAUAGUAAAGGUCCGGAAAUUAGCGGUGGAAGACAAAGAAUCCAUGAAAGAUCACGAUCGUUGACAGUUGCGGAGCUGAAUGAAGAAAAGAGAAGGAGUGUACAACCAUAA
Saccharomyces mikatae IFO 1815 is the source of this 3426-nucleotide messenger RNA. It is a transcript of the gene SAK1, whose product is annotated as serine/threonine protein kinase SAK1. Gene Ontology annotation, biological process: protein phosphorylation; intracellular signal transduction. The record is from RefSeq and is a predicted model, not a curated record. The transcript has a single exon. NCBI's taxonomy places the organism in Eukaryota, Fungi, Ascomycota, Saccharomycetes, Saccharomycetales, Saccharomycetaceae. Gene Ontology annotation, cellular component: cytoplasm. Bases 1 to 3426 code for a protein of 1141 amino acids. Gene Ontology annotation, molecular function: ATP binding; protein serine/threonine kinase activity.